GAGUCUUGUCCAAAGGCCGGAUCCGUUGCCCCUGGCAUGGGGCUUGCUUCAACAUCGGCACUGGCGAUAUCGAAGACUUCCCAGGGCUGGAUAGUCUCCCCAAAUUCCAGGUGAAAAUUGAGAAGGAAAAAGUGUACAUCCGAGCAAGCAAACAGGCUCUUCAAGCCCAGAAGCGGACGAAGGUGAUGGCGAAAUGCAUCUCGCUGAGCAACUACAGCAUCAGUAGCACCAAUGUGCUCAUCAUUGGGGCAGGUCCUGCUGGGCUGGUAUGUGCAGAGACUCUCCGCCAAGAGGGCUUCUCGGACAGGAUUGUGAUGUGUACAAUCGAUCGACAUUUGCCCUACGACAGGCCCAAACUGAGCAAGUCAAUGGAUUCCCACGCUGACCAGAUCGCUCUGCGUCCAAAAGAAUUCUUCCGCACGAACGACAUUGAGGUCCUGACUGAAAUGCAGGUGGUGGCGGUGGAUGUCAAGAACAAGACGGCCAUUUUCAAGGAUGGGUUUAAGAUGGAGUACAACAAGCUGCUGCUGGCAACAGGGAACACACCCAAAACGCUCAGCUGCAAAGGCAAGGAAGUGGAGAACGUCUUCACCAUCUGUGCUGUGGAAGAUGCCAACCGGGUGGUCAAAGUGGCCACUGGCAAAAACGCCGUGGUGGUGGGAGCCUCUUUCCUGGCUGAAGGAGGUAGUGCUGAAGAGUGGCAAGGUACUCCGGGCAGAUGUCUGCGUGAUCGGCAUAGGAGCCACUCCAGCCACUGGCUUUUUGAAGCAGAGUGGCGUCCAUCUGGACUCCAAAGGUUACAUCGUGGUGAACAAGAUGAUGCAGACCAACGUUCCAGGAGUUUUUGCUGCAGGCGACGCGGUGGCCUUUCCUUUGGCACUGAGGAACCACAAGAAGACCAACGUUCCCCACUGGCAGAUGGCUCACAUGCACGGGCGCAUAGCAGCACUGAACAUGCUGGCCUAUGGGACCGAAAUCAGCACCGUCCCUUACCUGUGGACAGCCAUGUUUGGCAAGAGCAUUCGCUAUGCAGGUCAUGGAGAAGGAUUUGAUGAUGUGAUUAUUCGGGGAGACCUAGACGAACUUAAAUUUGUAGCCUUUUACACUAAGAGCGAUGAAGUGCUGGCCGUGGCCAGCAUGAACUACGACCCGCUGGUCUCCAAGGUGGCCGACGUCAUGGGCUCUGGCAGGACUAUCCGCAAGCGAGACGUGGAAACUGGCGACAUGUCCUGGCUGACGGGGAAAGGCUCUUAAGAGGUGGGGAUCCUGUGUCUGGUUCCCUUUCAGGGACCUUCCUCCAGGUGUGACAAGCCCGACCUUCCCCUGAGACUCUUCUCCCAGCUGUCCCUUUGUCUCAAGGAUCUCUCUGGAGAGCAUCGGAGGUGGACUUGCCCUUGACCUGCUGUGAGACAGUUGUAGCAGCUCCCAGGGCGGGGCUGAAGGAAGGAACAGUGGGACCGCCGGGCUGGAAUGCUGUCCAUGGACGGGGCAGGAGAAGGAAGGGAUAUACAAAAGUGGCGGGCACCUUUUGCAGGCUGGCACAAACUGCUAAGCCUGCCAUGGGAGAGGGCUCAGCUUCCUCAGGAUGCUGCCUGGCACCACCCUUCCCUUCUCCCAAGUCAAGCCCAUCCCCACUUCUCCUGCAGUGCCAUGUGCCAAAAUGUCUCCUUGCAUCAUAUGGAGGGAGGCAGAAGACGGAAAAGGCCCUGGGACACUGGGAAACCAUAACGUGGCCUGAGCAGCUUGUUCCUUGUUCCUCUGGGCUGAACCUCCCUUGAUCUACUGGGAUGACUGGAAUCUGCUUAUUCUUCCCUGGGUCCAUCUCGCCCCACUUUUUUGGGUGGGGGGGCAAUGCACUUUAUAGAUUCCAGACCAAGUUUCUUCUUCAGGAAUGCUGCAGAAUUCCUAUCUCGGAUUACUGAAUGACUAGGGAAGGAUUGUCUUCUUGGCUAUUAAUUGAAAGUACGUUGGCCUUUUCAUUAAAUCAAGCUUAAUUUUUGUUCUCUUCCUUCCCCCUUUAUUGGAAUGCAACCUCUUAGUCUGGAAAGGCCAAAACCAACCCCAGGCAGAAAAUGUUCUCUCUCUUUUUCCCCUCCCAGUGUGAUUGAUUCAUAAAUCUACAUGGGGGGAAACUGAGUCAUCCUGGUCACACUCAGACUAGUGAAAUCGUCACUGGGUUUGACGUGUGAGGCACAGCUUCAUGGGGCCACUCUCUUUAGUUUUUAUGCUACAGUUAAUCCUCGACUUACAACCAUUCAUUUAGCGACUGUUCAAAGCUCCAACGGCCCUGAAAAAAAGCAACUGGCAACAAGUCCUUGCACUUACAACCAUCGCAACGUUCAUUGUAUUCAAAAUUGCAUGCUUAGUAACCAGCAUGUAUUUUCGAGGGUUGCAGAGUCCCAGGGUCGUGUGUUCACCAUUUGCGACGUUCCCAGCAGACUUCCAACACCCAGAGUCAAGGGGGAAACCAGUUUCACUUAAUGACCAUGUGAUUCACUUAACUGCAGUGAUUCAUUUAACAACGGUGGGAAAAAAGGUCAUAGAAUUGGGUGAAAAUCACCGUAGCAACAGAAAUGCUGGUCCCAAUUGUGGUCGGAAUUUGAGGACUACCUGUACACCCUUUGGAACACCCCCCCCUGUGGCUCCCCAUCCCAGGUG
Messenger RNA from Thamnophis sirtalis, 2658 nucleotides. Lineage: Eukaryota; Metazoa; Chordata; Lepidosauria; Squamata; Natricidae. The record is from RefSeq and is a predicted model, not a curated record.